Molecule: messenger RNA, 1557 nt
Organism: Oncorhynchus nerka (sockeye salmon)
Lineage: Eukaryota; Metazoa; Chordata; Actinopteri; Salmoniformes; Salmonidae
Product: basic salivary proline-rich protein 4-like
Exons: 1
Coding region: 1-1557 (518 amino acids)
Source: RefSeq, a predicted model, not a curated record
AUGGUCUUGGAUGCUUCUGAACCUGGAAAAUUAAAUAUUGGUUCCAGUCAACAGCAAUGGUCGACACAGUCGAGAGGAGGCGCCCCCACUACCCAGUCGAGAGGGGCACCACCCAGUCAAGAGGGACACCACCCAGUCAAGAGGGACACCACCCAGUCAAGAGGGACACCACCCAGUCAAGAGGGGGCACCCCCACCACCCAGUCAAGAGGGACACCACCCAGUCAAGAGGGGGAACCCCCACCACCCAGUCAAGAGGGGCACCACCCAGUCAAGAGGGACACCACCCAGUCAAGAGGGACACCACCCAGUCAAGAGGGGGCACCCCCACCACCCAGUCGAGAGGGGGCACCCCCACCACCCAGUCGAGAGGGGGCACCCCCACCACCCAGUCAAGAGGGGGCACACCCCCACCACCCAGUCGAGAGGGGGCACACCCCCACCACCCAGUCGAGAGGGGGCACCCCCACCACCCAGUCGAGAGGGGGCACCCCCACCACCCAGUCGAGAGGAGCACCCCACCACCCAGUCGAGAGGGGCACCCCCACCACCCAGUCGAGAGGGGCACCCCCACCACCCAGUCGAGAGGGGCACCCCCACCACCCAGUCGAGAGGGGCACCCCCACCACCCAGUCGAAAGGAAGCACCCCCACCACCCAGUCGAGAGGAGGCACAACCACCACCCAGUCGAGAGGAAGCACCCCCACCACCCAGUCGAGGAGGCACAACCACCACCCAGUCGAGAGGAGGCACCCCCACCACCCAGUCGAGAGGAGGCACCCCACCACCCAGUCGAGAGGAGGAACCCCCACCACCCAGUCGAGGAGGCACCCCCACCACCCAGUCGAGGGAGGCACCCCCACCACCCAGUCGAGAGGAGGCACCCCCACAACCCAGUCGAGAGGAGGCACCCCACAACCCAGUCGAGAGGAGGCACCCCCACCACCCAGUCGAGAGGAGGCACCCCCCACCACCCAGUCGAGAGGAGGCACCCCCACCACCCAGUCGAGAGGAGGCACCCCCACCACCCAGUCGAGAGGAGGCACCCCCACCACCCAGUCGAGAGGAGGCACCCCCACCACCCAGUCGAGAGGCACCCCACCACCCAGUCAAGAGGAGGCACCCCCACCACCCAGUCAGAGGGAGCACCCCCCACCCAGUCAAGAGGGAGCACCCCCACCACCCCGUCAAGAGGAGCACCCCCACCACCCCGUCAAGAGGGAGCAUCCCCACCAACCCGUCAAGAGGAGCACCCCCACCACCCAGUCAAGAGGGGCACCCCCACCACCCAGUCAAGAGGGGCACCCCCACCACCCAGUCAAGAGGGACACCCCCACCACCCAGUCAAGAGGGGACACCCCCACCACCCAGUCAAGAGGGACACCCCCACCACCCAGUCAAGAGGGGACACCCCCACCACCCAGUCAAGAGGACACCCCCACCACCCAGUCAAGAGGGACACCCCCACCACCCAGUCAGAGGGGGCACCCCACCACCCAGUCAAGAGGGACACCCCCACCACCCCGUCAAGAGGGACACCCCCCACUUAGCCGUGUGA